CUCCGCUCCCGCCUGUUUGUUGAAACCCGCGAGUCGAACCCGAAUAUGCCUCAGGAAGAAGGGGACGAGCAGCCCGAGCUGCUAGAAAAGCUGACCCUUCUCAAAUGGAUCUUCGAGACGCGUGAGGUGCUCCACCGCGCCGUGUACGACCUGCUCUCGGAGCGCAACGACCGGUACCGCGAGAUGGUCAUCACGCCCUACCGGCUUGCUGGCAACGAGGAGAAGUUGGCACAUGCAUCCGCAUUCUUCGCCGAGGAUGCUGAAAAGCGGGCCCUCGCAUUCGCGAACGAGGUCCUUGGGAGGACACGCGAGUUCUGUGCUGUAGUGGAGGAGAAUGUCGUGCGCGGUGUCGAGGUGCAGCUGUCUGCGUUCUGGGAUAUUGCACCACCGCUCUGCGGGCUUCUUGAUGGCGUCCCAGUGGGGUCCAACCCGUCCUCGGACGACGGUGGCUCUGGCAGUGGCGGUAGCAGCCAGACUGCCAGAGGGAGGAGGCGGUCUCUAGCCGACUUCCGCAUCCAGAUCCCGCAGUCCGAGGUCGUGGAGAACCCUUCCUACAUCGAUCACCCGCUGCAGUACUUCUACAGCCUCCUUCUGCACGCAGAGAAGAGCACAUACCAGUUUAUCGAGUCCCAGACAAACCUGUUUUGCCUCCUCCACGAGGUCAACGAGGCUGUGCUCGUGGCACGCGCCCGGGUCAUGGAGGAAGAACGCGGCGGGAGCAAAGACGACGUAGAAAGCUUCAAGAAGGAAGAGAGCCAGCGGCUGACGGAUGACCUGAAGGAGAAGGUCCGUGUCGUCCAGGAGCAGUGGCGGAGCGCCCUGGGGGAGAGGGUCGGGCACGUUAAGGAGAGAGUCGGCGAGUGGUUGCUCGAGACGGGCGGGUGGGAUGAAAGCCUUGAGGAUAGGGGCGUCGGGUCGCUGUGAGACACAGGCACUUCUUUUUUUCUUCUUUUCUUUAUCUUUUUCCUCUUUUUCCCCCCUUAUUUUUUUUUUCUUUCUUUUUUCGGUGUCGCCUGUUAUCCAACGACCUGAUGUUCCCGAGGGCAUUAUAAGAGUUGCUCACGCAAGAGAAUUAUACCCAUUGGUGAGUGAUGUUUCGCUAUGUGGUCAUGAGGCAUGAGAUGAUUAUUGGGCUAUGACUGGCUUCGCUUCUUCAAAAGUAAAUAUUUCAAACACCCCGCGAGGAGCGGGCUUUUUCCCCAUAAUAAUCAUAGACCUUCUUAAUGUCCGUUUUGGUAAAGCAGAAAGACGUGAUAGCGGUAACGUGCGAUGUUUCCUC
This is a messenger RNA of Cryphonectria parasitica EP155, 1279 nucleotides long. RefSeq lists its product as uncharacterized. The transcript has a single exon. Bases 46 to 924 code for a protein of 292 amino acids. NCBI's taxonomy places the organism in Eukaryota, Fungi, Ascomycota, Sordariomycetes, Diaporthales, Cryphonectriaceae. The record is from RefSeq and is a predicted model, not a curated record.